UGCCGCGGGUGGCUGGACGCUUUCUCUUAGGUGGGACGCAGUGGGCCCUGUGGCCCCGUUGUUUUCUUCCUUGUGGCUGGGCCACCAGUGACGCCCUUGACCCCCUGGCCGGCCAUCACGUCGCCCGCCCGCCGGUCAGCGCCUGUGGUCUGGUUUCCGCGGUCUCCCCGGGACCACUUAGUCUCAACCCGGGUUUCCUCUACUGGAGGUGAAGCAUAAGAGUUGGGACCUGGGGCCUUAGAGCAGGCUGUGUUUCCUUUUCCUUCAGGAUCAGGUGUGCGGUCAAGGGCAAGAAAGUAAUUUACAACAUUUCCUUCAAGAGGAUGCGUUUGUCGUUGUGCAAUGUGAGACUGGGUUCCUUAGACAACAGACGCCGUAUCGCCGUGCAGCUCUAUGGAUGCUUUGAAAAUGAAACAUGACUGAGGAUUCUCAGAGAAACUUUCGUUCAGUAUAUUAUGAGAAAGUGGGGUUUCGUGGAGUUGAAGAAAAGAAAUCAUUAGAAAUCCUCCUAAAAGAUGACCGUUUGGAUAUUGAGAAACUUUGUACUUUUAGUCAAAGAUUCCCUCUCCCAUCCAUGUACCGUGCAUUGGUAUGGAAGGUGCUUCUAGGGAUCCUGCCUCCACACCAUGAGUCCCAUGCGCAGGUGAUGAUGUAUCGCAAGGGGCAGUACUCGGAUGUCCUUCAUGCCCUGAAAGUCGUUCGCUUUGUCAGUGAUGCCACACCUCAGGUUGAAGUCUUUCUCCGCAUGUAUCAGCUGGAGUCUGGAAAGUUGCCUCGAAGCCCCUCCUUCCCACUGGAGCCAGAAGAUGAAGUAUUUCUUGCCAUUGCUAAGGCCAUGGAAGAGAUGGUGGAAGAUAGUGUCGACUGUUACUGGAUCACCCGGUGCUUUGUGAACCAGUUAAACAACAAGUACCGAGACUCUUUGCCCCAGCUGCCAAAGGCUUUUGAACAGUACUUGAACAUGGAAGAUGGCAGGCUGCUGAGUCAUCUGAAGAUGUGUUCUGCGGUGUCCAAACUUCCUUAUGACCUCUGGUUCAAGAGGUGCUUUGCAGGUUGCUUGCCUGAAUCCAGUUUACAGAGGGUUUGGGAUAAAGUUGUAAGUGGAUCCUGUAAGAUCCUAGUUUUUGUAGCAGUGGAAAUUUUAUUAACUUUUAAAAUAAAAGUAAUGGCACUGAACAAUUCAGAGAAGAUAACAAAGUUCCUGGAAAAUUGUGUCCUCAGGUGGCACGUGAAACGAAGAUCCUGGCAGCAGCCUUUUACGAGAUCACGAUUCCCCAGGACAGCUCGGAUGCGAUUGUGAGCAAGGCCAUCGACUUAUGGCACAAGCACUGCGGGACCCCAGUACAUUCAGCCUGAACUUCAGCCCUGAACAGCCUGCCAGGCCCGCCCUGAACAUUUGUUGUGGGGAUGUGAUCUACACUGAUUGAAAACAGGAUUCUGGCUUUGGUGCUCAAAGUGUAAUUUCUUUUCCAGUAAAAUUAUUCCAUCAGGA
Messenger RNA from Artibeus jamaicensis (Jamaican fruit-eating bat), 1492 nucleotides. It is a transcript of the gene TBC1D7, whose product is annotated as TBC1 domain family member 7. Gene Ontology annotation, biological process: activation of GTPase activity; negative regulation of TOR signaling. The coding region runs from base 416 to 1300 and encodes 294 amino acids. The transcript is spliced from 9 exons. The record is from RefSeq and is a predicted model, not a curated record. Gene Ontology annotation, molecular function: GTPase activator activity. NCBI's taxonomy places the organism in Eukaryota, Metazoa, Chordata, Mammalia, Chiroptera, Phyllostomidae.